GUGCCAGCACCUCGGAAGCUGAGACACUCUCUCACUUCAUCUGAAGCUGAAAUGGAUUCCCUGGUAGCAGAAGGGAGGUGGACCCCCUGUGCAUACGGAACUCCAUUGAAGUCAACUGUCUUCGUGGAUCCCAUGCUCCUUCUGCAGGUGGUGAAGGCCAUCAACUCGCUGCUGUUGUGGAGGGUCAUCCAUCUGGGAGACAUGGACCUGAUCAUGGCCAGAUUUACUUCCCUGGGGUUCCCAAACUGUGCCGGAGCCAUUGAUGGGAUCCACAUCUCAAUCUUCACACCGGAGCAUCAAGUGGCCCUGUACAUUAAUAGAAAGGGCUACUUUUCUAUGGUGCUUCAGGCCCUGGUCAGCCACCGUGAACAAUUCACUGACAUUUUUGUUGGGUGGUCGGGCAGAGCACACGAUGCCUGCGUGUCUUGUAAUUCCAGCCUGUGCAGGAAGCUGGAGGCAGGCACAUUCUUCCCCCAUCGUGAAUAUGAAGUUGGGGACAUACAGAUGCCACUGUGCCUCAUGGGGGAUGCAGCCUACCCUCUCAUGCUGUGGCUUAUGAAACCCUAUACCGGCCACCUGGACCCCACCAGGGACCAAUUUAAUGCCUGA
This is a messenger RNA of Pelodiscus sinensis (Chinese soft-shelled turtle), 609 nucleotides long. The record is from RefSeq and is a predicted model, not a curated record. Lineage: Eukaryota; Metazoa; Chordata; Testudines; Trionychidae.